This is a messenger RNA of Brienomyrus brachyistius, 3537 nucleotides long. RefSeq names its product enhancer of zeste 2 polycomb repressive complex 2 subunit (gene ezh2). Lineage: Eukaryota; Metazoa; Chordata; Actinopteri; Osteoglossiformes; Mormyridae. Gene Ontology annotation, biological process: chromatin remodeling. Bases 365 to 2635 code for a protein of 756 amino acids. The record is from RefSeq and is a predicted model, not a curated record. Gene Ontology annotation, molecular function: histone H3K27 methyltransferase activity; protein binding. The transcript is spliced from 20 exons.
AGUGCAAGGCGGAUAUUGAGUGAGGAAGAGGGUAGAGAGCGAGUCAAGUGAGUAGUCGGAGCGGAAAUGUUCAGCUCGGGUGCCGCUUAAAGCGACACGAACAGCGGCUUAAUCUGGAGAUUUAGGACUUCUGUGGAAGAAAACACGAAAUAUAUAUAAUUGUCCGCUCAUUUAAAAAGUAGCGGCGAUAGUAGAAGCGCCCUUGCGGUGCCAUUACCAGUUUGCCGGUAUCGCAGUUGAGGGACGCUCGGGACAUCGACAGUAGUCUGCCGCCCUCCCCUGCUCGCCCUAAACUGUCGGUUGGGUGUUGGUGCCGCUUUGGUCCAGUUGAUGUGGACUGGAGGUUCUCCAUCACAGGUUGACCAUGGGCUUGACUGGUAAGCGAUCAGAGAAAGGCCCCGUGUGCUGGAGAAAGCGAGUCAAGUCUGUGUACAUGAGGCUCCGCCAGCUCAAGAGGUUCCGCAGAGCCGAUGAGAUCAAGAGCAUGUUUAACUCCAAUAGGCAGAAGAUCCUGCAGCGCACCGAUAUCCUAAACCAGGAGUGGAAGACACGCCGGAUACAGCCAGUGCGCAUCAUGACGUCCGUGAGCUCCCUCCGUGGGACCAGAGAGUGUACCGUGGACAGCGGCUUUUCAGAGUUCUCCAGACAAGUUAUACCCCUCAAGACUCUCAAUGCAGUGGCGUCCAUACCUGUGAUGUAUUCCUGGUCCCCUCUUCAGCACAAUUUCAUGGUUGAGGACGAGACUGUUUUGCAUAACAUUCCCUACAUGGGGGACGAAGUCCUAGACCAGGAUGGCACCUUCAUUGAAGAGCUUAUUAAAAACUAUGAUGGCAAAGUCCAUGGAGAUCGAGAAUGUGGUUUCAUCAAUGAUGAGAUAUUUGUAGAGCUGGUCACUGCUCUCAAUCAGCAUAGUGACAAUGAGGAUGAAGAGGAAGACCAGCAUGAGUACAAACUGGAGAAGAUGGACCUUAGUGAAGGCAAGGAUGAGGAUGAUCCCAGAAAGGGCCAGCUGAACAGCUCGGAUGGCACUGAAUGUUCUAAAAAAUUCCCUUCCGAUAAGAUAUUUGAAGCCAUCUCUUCCGUGUUUCCAGACAAGGGAUCACCAGAGGAACUCAAAGAGAAGUACAAGGAGCUGACGGAGCAACAGCUUCCUGGGACGCUGCCCCCGGAGUGCACCCCCAACAUCGACGGGCCCAACGCCCGCUCUGUACAGCGGGAGGAGAGCCUGCACUCCUUCCACACCCUCUUCUGCCGACGCUGUUUCAAGUACGACUGCUUCUUGCACCCUUUCCAUGCAACUCCAAACACAUACAAGUGUAAGAACACAGAGAACUUGACAGACAGCAAACCCUGUGGCCACAACUGCUACAUGUACCUCAUACAGGACAGUACGAUGCGAGAGUGCCCGGCCAGCCUGGUGCCAGAUAGGGCCAAGACGCCGUCCAAGCGUGCAGGGGGGCGCCGGCGGGGCAGGGUUGCCAACAGCAGCAAUGGCAGCCGGCCCAGUACCCCCACCGUUAGUGCAGAGACCAAAGACACGGACAGCGACCACGAGGCUGGCAAUGGUGACGUCAAUGACAAGGACGAGGAGGACAAGGACGAGACCACUAACUCCUCGGAGGCCAACUCCUGCUUGCAGACUCCCGUGAAGCUGAAGGUGAACUCUGAGCCAGCGGAGCCCAAGGAGUGGAGUGGCGCCGAGGCCUCCCUAUUCAGGGUGCUCAUCGGCACCUACUACGACAACUUCUGUGCCAUCGCCAAGCUCAUCGGCUCCAAGACCUGCAGACAGGUGUAUGAAUUCAGGGUCAAAGAGUCCAGUAUCAUUGCACGUGCUCCCAUAGAUGAUGUGGACACUCCACCCAGGAAGAAGAAAAGAAAACACAGGUUGUGGGCCACGUAUUGUAGGAAAAUCCAGCUGAAGAAAGAUGGUUCCUCAAACCAUGUGUAUAACUACCAGCCUUGCGACCAUCCUCGCCGGCCGUGUGACAGCUCGUGCCCCUGUGUCACUUCGCAGAACUUCUGUGAGAAGUUCUGCCAGUGCAGCUCAGAGUGUCAGAACCGCUUCCCAGGUUGCCGCUGCAAGGCGCAGUGCAACACCAAGCAGUGCCCCUGCUACCUGGCCGUCCGCGAAUGCGACCCCGACCUGUGCCUCACCUGCGGUGCUGCUGAGCACUGGGACAGUAAGAAUGUCUCCUGCAAGAACUGCAGCAUUCAGAGGGGUGCCAAAAAGCACUUGCUGAUGGCCCCGUCUGACGUGGCUGGCUGGGGCAUUUUCAUCAAGGAACCAGUGCAGAAGAACGAGUUCAUCUCUGAGUACUGUGGAGAGAUAAUCUCCCAGGAUGAGGCUGACCGCCGAGGAAAGGUGUACGACAAGUAUAUGUGCAGCUUCUUGUUCAAUCUUAACAAUGACUUCGUCGUGGAUGCAACGCGGAAAGGCAACAAAAUCAGGUUUGCCAAUCAUUCCGUGAAUCCCAACUGCUAUGCAAAAGUCAUGAUGGUCAACGGCGAUCACAGAAUAGGCAUAUUUGCCAAGAGAGCCAUGCAUACUGGCGAGGAGCUGUUCUUUGAUUACAGGUACAGUCAAGCCGACGCCCUGAAGUAUGUGGGUAUCGAGAGAGAGAUGGAGAUACCCUGAGACCAGCUACCUCCUCCAAAACACCUUUAUUCUUCAGGAAGAUUUGAAAGUCUCAUGCAUUCCUUUCAUUUUUGAUACCAGAUUUUAAAUACCCACAAGAUAACUUGGUGGUUUAUAAUGGAAAACGUUGGAAACAGUAUUCGGUUUAAUCUGUUGUUCCUUGUGGUUUGCAGUAAUGCAAAUAAUUCUGAAGUUUGUGUUAGGUGUAGAACAUGUUUGACAGCCACUGCUACUGAGAUGCAUUUUAAAUAAAAUUGGUAUAGAUUGCUACUUAACAUACCCAAGUGGCAGACUUAACUAAGCAAGGUGCUGGACACUGUUGAUCGUCAGGGUGUGAUAUAUUUCAUAAGUCAAAGCUAGAUUAUGUAUUGUAUUGAGUGCUUAAGCACAAUUUGCUGUAUCACUUAUGCCACAAAGUAUUGGGUGUUUGUUGCGUGUGAACUUAACAGGUUUGAAUGUCUAACUUCGGAAGAACAAAGGGUAAUGGAUAAAUUCCUACAUGAGAAUAUUUCCUGUCAUGCUGAAAUUUAGAGCAAUCUAGCAUUGCACUGGAAAAUUAGGACUGCAGGGUAAAAUAGUCUAUUUGUGUUGCUGUUUGUGUAUAAAAGCCAAAGAAAUUGAACAAAUGUUUAGAUCAUAAUAUACAAAACAAAUCCCUAUUUAUUUUUUGUGGUUUAUAUAAAGUAGCUCUAAAUGAAAUACUACCUGACUAACCAAUGAAAUCAUGUCAAAGCAACAAUCUGCAGUUUCUACACUUGAAGAUUUGCUAGAACGUGCUUUUAAGGGUCAUGAAACUUUAGAUUCUUCCAAAUUGAACUAUUCACCCGUUACCUCUGAUUAUAUGGUGCUUUAGUUCAAUGUUUACAUGAAAAUGUAAUAAAAUUGUGCUAAAGGUUUUGCUA